Arabis nemorensis is the source of this 444-nucleotide messenger RNA. The record is from the annotation of a GenBank genome assembly. NCBI's taxonomy places the organism in Eukaryota, Viridiplantae, Streptophyta, Magnoliopsida, Brassicales, Brassicaceae.
AUGGGAAGGGUUUACUUGAUCGAGAAAGACGAACCUGCGUAUACGUGUGCGACAUGUAAUGCCCAAAUUGCAUUACCUCCUCCACUCAUGGACUAUUGGAUCGGUUAUUAUGAGUUCUAUCAUGUAAGACUCGGACCCGAUUUCUUACAUCUCUACUGGGGCCAUGAAGUGUCUUGCGUGAACUGCUGCAGUGUCAUCGGAUGGAGAGAUGUUGACGAGACCUUCCGCUUUGAGCAUGGUAGGAUUCUUCCACCGCAAAAUCCUCCACUACCCGUGAUUCCCGCAGGACCGCAAAAUCCUCCACCACUGGUGAAUCCCUCAGGACCGCAACAUCCUCCAUUACCCGAUGAUUCACCACCGCAACAUCCUCCAUUACCCGAAGGUUCACCACCUCCGAUUCCUCCACCACCGGUAGAUCCCCCACCACCAGACGUUCAACCAUAG